This is a messenger RNA of Vitis riparia (riverbank grape), 2052 nucleotides long. RefSeq names its product glycine-rich RNA-binding protein RZ1A. The transcript has 5 exons. The record is from RefSeq and is a predicted model, not a curated record. Gene Ontology annotation, molecular function: RNA binding; zinc ion binding. Lineage: Eukaryota; Viridiplantae; Streptophyta; Magnoliopsida; Vitales; Vitaceae. The coding region runs from base 238 to 861 and encodes 207 amino acids.
AUGCUUAUCUUGGCCUUUUAAACCGAAUAUCCCUUUUGUUUUUCGACCCGCAAAGCACUGAAGUUGCAACGCACCAAAGACUCUUCAUCUCUUACAUCUCCGUCGGCCCUAAGAUGAGCAUCUCAUUGAUUAAAGAUACAUUGUGAUCUGUGGUUUUGCUCUUGGUUUGCAUGUUCUAUCGCUGAUUUUGGGAAGGGUCCUCAGCUCUAUCGUUAUCUGUUCUUACCAGUUAAACAAAUGUCGGAACAUGAAGAGUACCGUUGUUUUAUUGGCGGCCUUUCAUGGUCAACAUCUGAUAGAAGUUUGAAAGAAGCAUUUGAAAAAUUUGGCCAUCUCGUUGAGGCGAAGGUUGUUGUGGACAAGUUUUCUGGUCGCUCUCGUGGAUUUGGCUUUGUUUCUUUUGAUGACAAGCAAGCAAUGGAAGAUGCCAUUAAGGAAAUGCAUGGCAUGGAUCUAGAUGGACGAUCUAUCACUGUGGAUAAAGCCCAGCCAAACCAAGGCUCUGGAAGAGAUCGGGAUGGGGAUAGGGACCGGGACCGUGGUCGUGAUCGUUACAAUGAUCGGGAUCGUAACCGUGAUUAUGGAGGUGGACGGGGAUCUAACGGUGGGGAGUGUUUUAAAUGUGGAAAACCUGGACAUUUUGCUAGGGAGUGUCCAUCAAGUGAAGGUGCUAGAGGUGGUAGAUAUGGUGGAAGGGAUGAUAAAUAUGGUGGUGGGGGUGGCGGUGGCAGUGGCGGCCGUUAUGGUCCUGAUCGUAAUGGGGAUCGCUAUGGUGGACGCAGCAAGGAUGCUGGUAGUCGUGGAGGGUCUGGGAAUGAUAGAUACAGCCGUGACCGUUCUGGUCCAUAUGAGCGCCGUUGAUCAGGGCUCUUCCAAUACCCUCAUGAACUGAUUUCUUGAAUGGGGGCUUCAGCUCUGCAAAUGAAGCUAGUGCUAGCAUGGAUAAAGUAUUAGCAGCAGAUGGAGUUUACAGGAUCUCUCUUCUGUCUUGUCUUUGUGGACCUAUAUACUGAAUCACUUCUUUGCCACUUUCAGACUUGGGAUGCGUAUUUGUCAUUUGACUAUUUUUAGUUGUUUCAGAUUCUCACAUUUCAAAUUGGGUCUUUGUUACUGUUUGAAUGCCAUUAUUGCUGCUGGACACUGGAUGAUUUGCAUGCAUGUUGAUUGGACUUCUGGAUUCUCAAUUUGGUGUUGAUGUGGGUGUCUGGGAAAGUUGAGUUGGUAUCCUGUCGUUUUUACUGCUGAAAUUGUGAGAGGUGUUCGCAAUGGGGAGUUUGGUUCUCAUGUUUCCUCUUGCCUUUCCUGUUCUUCUCCAAUACUCAGUUUUAAACCGAAUAUUGACAGAAUUGAACAGGGCUACUUGGUCUUUUAUGGUCUUUGCGAUGCAUGAAUUGGUGUUUCAUUGUUGCUAAUCAUUCACUACCCGACAUGGUUUUAACAUAUUAAAAUUGUGAAAGCUUUUUGGGCUGCAUCAACAAGCCAUCUGCAAUUUUUACUCAACAUAAGUCAUUUUCUCCAGCAUGGGGUAUUGAUGGAAGCAGUCCAUACUUCAUAAACUGCAUUUUCCUUGCAAGUUCAUGACUGAUUUAGCAACUGUGGGCAGUCCCUUUUAUGGUUCUUUGUUCCUGCAUCACUCUCUGUGGAGAAAAGGUUGUUGCUCGUCAUGGACUUAUUCCAAUACCCAUUUGUGGUGCCAUGCCCUGUUCUUUGUUACAGAGGAUCAGAAUGUCAACUUGGUUUUACCGUGCUCAGGUCAAAUAUCCCCGUUGUUGUCCAUUCUGAUUUAGCUUUGGGGACUGAAUCACGUUCUAAAACGAUUUCCUUGACAAUAAAUGCCCUUUUUGAGUCCUCGUGAAAUGGAAUUCUCUCCCAGUAGAAGGUUUCUUGGGUCCAUUCUGCAAUUUCGUGAGAUUGGUCAAAAGUUGCAUUUUAGGGCACUGAGCAAUGCAACCCUGUGCUGAUCGUAAACCUCGCUAAUAGCUUGGUAAUGUUAAAUAUUGCAUAUACUGUUUCUCGUAAUACAUUACACUGCUUUCUUUGUCUUUUGUGGUA